AUGCCGGUCCGAAGGGGCCAUGUGGCCCCUCAGAACACGUACCUGGACACCAUCAUCCGCAAAUUUGAAGGGCAAAACCGCAAGUUCCUCAUCGCCAAUGCCCAGAUGGAGAACUGUGCCAUCAUCUACUGCAAUGACGGCUUCUGUGAGAUGUUUGGUUACUCCCGUGUGGAGGUGAUGCAGCAGCCCUGUACCUGUGACUUCCUCACCGGCCCCGACACCACCAAGAGCUCCAUCGCACAGCUCACCCAGGCCCUGCUCGGCUCUGAGGAGUGCAAGCUUGAGAUCCUCUACUACCGCAAAGACACCUCCUGUUUCCGCUGCCUGGUGGAUGUGGUGCCGGUGAAGAACGAGGAAGGAGUCGUCAUCAUGUUCAUCCUCAACUUCGAGGACCUGGCGCAGCUCAUUGCCAAGAGCACCGGCCGCAGCCUGCACCAUCGCCUGUCACAGAGCUGGCACAGAGAGGCUUCCCACGUCAAACCCAACCCCCCGAACUCCACCUCGGACUCGGACCUCAUGAAGUACAGAACCAUCAGCCAGAUCCCCCAGUUCACGCUCAACUUCGUGGAGUUCAACCUGGAGAAGCAUCGCUCGGGCUCCACCACAGAGAUCGAGAUCAUUGCUCCCCACAAGGUGAUGGAGCGCACCCAGAACGUCACCGAGAAGGUCACACAGGUGCUGUCCCUGGGUGCUGAUGUCCUCCCCGAGUACAAGCUGCAGGCACCACGCAUCCACCGAUGGACCAUCCUGCACUACAGCCCCUUCAAGGCCGUGUGGGACUGGCUCAUCCUUCUGCUGGUCAUCUACACAGCCGUGUUCACACCGUACUCAGCUGCCUUCCUGCUCAAUGAGGAGCAAGUGGAGGAGAAGCACUGGGACUGCAGCUACUCCUGCGACCCGCUCAACAUCAUCGACCUCAUCGUGGACAUCAUGUUCAUCGUGGACAUCGUCAUCAACUUCCGUACCACCUACGUCAACAUCAAUGAUGAGGUGGUGAGCCAUCCCGGCAAGAUCGCCAUCCACUACUUCAAGGGAUGGUUCCUCAUUGACAUGGUUGCUGCCAUCCCCUUCGACCUGCUCAUCUUCCGCUCCGGCUCUGAUGAGACCACCACCCUCAUUGGCCUCCUGAAGACUGCCCGGUUGCUGCGCCUGGUCCGCGUGGCCCGCAAGCUGGACCGGUACUCCGAGUAUGGAGCAGCCGUGCUCUUCCUCCUCAUGUGCACCUUCGCCCUCAUCGCCCACUGGCUGGCCUGCAUCUGGUACGCCAUCGGCAACGUGGAGCGGCCCUACAUGGAGCACAAGAUCGGUUGGUUGGACAACCUGGGAGACCAGAUCGGCAAGCGCUACAAUGACAGCGACCUCUCCUCCGGGCCAUCCAUCAAGGAUAAAUACGUCACUGCUCUCUACUUCACCUUCAGCAGCCUCACCAGUGUGGGGUUUGGCAACGUCUCACCCAACACCAACUCUGAGAAGAUCUUCUCCAUCUGUGUGAUGCUCAUUGGCUCUCUGAUGUACGCCAGCAUCUUCGGCAACGUCUCCGCUAUCAUCCAGCGCUUGUACUCGGGCACAGCCCGUUACCACACACAGAUGCUGCGGGUUAAGGAGUUCAUCCGCUUCCAUCAGAUCCCCAACCCCCUGCGUCAGCGCCUGGAGGAGUAUUUCCAGCAUGCCUGGUCCUACACCAACGGCAUCGACAUGAAUGCGGUGCUGAAGGGCUUCCCUGACUGCCUGCAGGCAGACAUCUGCCUGCACCUCAACCGCACGCUGCUCCAGAACUGCAAAGCCUUCCGAGGAGCCAGCAAAGGCUGCCUGCGUGCCCUGGCCAUGAAGUUCAAGACAACCCAUGCACCGCCCGGGGACACCCUGGUGCACUAUGGAGACGUCCUCACCACGCUCUACUUCAUCUCCAGGGGCUCCAUCGAGAUCCUCCGGGAAGACAUCGUGGUGGCAAUCUUAGGGAAGAACGACAUCUUCGGAGAGCCCAUCAGCCUCUACGCCCGCCCAGGGAAGUCCAACGCUGACGUGAGGGCUCUGACCUACUGCGACUUGCACAAGAUCCAGAGGGAGGAUCUGCUGGAGGUCCUGGAUAUGUACCCAGCCUUCUCCGACAACUUCUGGAGCAACCUGGAGAUCACCUUCAACCUGCGAGAUGCAGACAGCGUUCCCCGCUCUCCGCUCAGUGAGGAGUACGACUGCACGUACCGGCGGAUGCGCCGGCGCAAGCACUCCCUGUGCCAGCCCAGCAAGCCUGACCCAGACACGGGCAUCUCUGAUGCAGAGCAGUAUCACACCUACUCAGAGCUCACCAACCUGCAGGACCCGCUGAGUAAGGACCACUGGGAUGAUGGGGGCAGCAGCACCACUCCCUGCUCCCAGACCAGCGAUGAUGAAGCCAAGACCGGCAGCCCUAGGAAAGCUGAGCCCUUCCCCACAUCCAAAAAGGAGGAUUUGGCUCUGCCCACACUCAGCCUCAUCACCACGGGCGCCGGCAGCACCGAGGUUGGAAAGCAGGCAGCAGAGAGCAGCCUGUCCUAUGCAGCCACCCCCAUGGACAUCCCCAACGUGUUCUCCUUCUGGGAGGACCAAAGGCCAAACCACCACCCGGAGCCAUUGCAACACAUCUCCUUGGUACACAGCUCGCAGGAUGUGCCCCUGCACAGUGACUACAGACCAGGACAGAUCGAGUCCAGGCUGGAGCUCCUGCAGGCUCAGCUCAGCAGGCUGGAGUCCAGGAUGUCAUCAGAUAUCAGUAUAAUCCUCCAGCUCCUGCAGCGCCAGCUCUCCCAAGUGCCGCCCGCAUACAGCCCCAUCUCGCCAUCAUCCCACAGCCUGGCCAUGUACAGCAUCCUCCCGCGGAGCCUGGAGCCUCUUGCCCCCCAUGCACCCCCAGAGGACCAGGAGCUGAGCACCCCAGAGCAGAGCCCAAGCUACGCGGAGGUAGAAAAGUUCCACUUGAAAUCCAAGGACUCCUGUCCGAGCGGGAUGCACCCGACUGCAGCAUCGGAUGGAAGCACGCUGGUCUGCUCCGAGCAGGAGCAUCAUUCCCCCCCUCUGCCCGUGCACCAAAGGGCACCAACCACACAGGGACUGUGCCGGGGCUCUCGUUUCCCUUCCCUUCCCGAGCACUUGGAGGCAUCUCCUGAGCAUCAGGACAUUCAGAGACACCGCUCCGACCCGGUGCUUCCUGGCAGUUAG
Molecule: messenger RNA, 3195 nt
Organism: Melopsittacus undulatus (budgerigar)
Lineage: Eukaryota; Metazoa; Chordata; Aves; Psittaciformes; Psittaculidae
Gene: KCNH6
Product: potassium voltage-gated channel subfamily H member 6
Exons: 14
Coding region: 1-3195 (1064 amino acids)
Biological process (GO): membrane repolarization during action potential; regulation of ventricular cardiac muscle cell membrane repolarization; potassium ion transmembrane transport
Cellular component (GO): plasma membrane
Molecular function (GO): inward rectifier potassium channel activity
Source: RefSeq, a predicted model, not a curated record